AAAUUUCUACAGGAUACAGACAGCACAAUGGUGAAGAUCACAGGUUUCAUCACGCGAGACGUGAGAUUUCCGACCUCCCUCGACAAGACUGGCUCCGAUGCCAUGAAUGCCGCGGGCGACUACUCCUCAGCCUACUGCAUCCUCUACACAGACUCUCCCUACUCCGGACAUGGAAUGACAUUUACUAUUGGCCGCGGUAACGAAAUCGUCUGCUCAGCCAUCUCCCUCCUAGCCCCGCUGGUAGUCGGCAAAGACCUCGACGAGUUGACCUCAAACUGGGGCGCGACAUGGCGCUACCUCGUCUCUGACAGUCAACUGCGCUGGAUCGGACCCGAAAAGGGAGUCAUUCAUCUUGCGCUUGGCGCUGUCAUCAAUGCCCUCUGGGAUCUAUGGGCCAAGAUCCUCAACAAGCCUGUUUGGAGGAUCGUUGCUGAUAUGACCCCCGAAGAGUACGUGCGCUGCAUUGACUUCCGCUAUAUCACUGAUGCAAUUACGCCUGAAGAGGCGGUUGCCCUAUUGAAGGAGGUGGAAGGGGGCAAGGCAGAGAGAAUUAAGGAAGCGGAGCAAAGCAAGGCUGUCCCCGCUUAUACGACUAGUGCGGGGUGGCUUGGGUAUGGGGAGGAGAAGCUGAAGGCGCUUCUGAAGCAAAGUGUUGAGCAGGGGUAUAAGCAUUUCAAGCUGAAGGUGGGCGCGAACUUGGAGGAUGACAGGAGGCGCUUGACAAUUGCGAGGGAGGCGAUUGGGUAUGAUAAGGGGAACAUCCUGAUGGUUGACGCAAACCAGGUUUGGUCCGUCCCCGAAGCGAUUGAAUGGAUGCAAAACCUCGCCGAGUUCAAGCCCUGGUUCAUCGAGGAACCAACCUCCCCGGAUGACAUCCUCGGUCACGCAGCAAUCAAGAAAGCCUUGGAGAACACACCCCACGGCCCCAUCGGUGUCGCCACAGGCGAGAUGUGCCAGAACCGAGUUAUCUUCAAGCAGCUUCUGCAGGCCGGCGCUCUGACGGUUCUGCAGGCGGACGCUUGCAGAGUCGGCGGCGUCAACGAGGUCCUCGCUAUUCUGCUGCUUGCGAGGAAGUUCGGUGUGCCGAUUGUGCCGCAUUCCGGUGGCGUGGGCUUGCCCGAAUACACGCAGCAUCUGAGCACGAUCGACUAUGUUGUUGUUAGUGGAAAGAAGAGUGUGCUGGAGUAUGUCGACCAUCUGCAUGAGCACUUCUUGCACCCAUCCAGUGUGAAGGACGGGUAUUAUGUCACGCCGUUGGAGCCGGGCUAUAGCGUUGAGAUGAAGCCGGAAAGUAUGGAUCGGUUCUCGUUCCCUGGAGAGGAAGGGGUGAGUUGGUGGAAGUCCGAGGAGGCGAAGGUUAUUCUGGAAGGACCUAGGAUAUAA
Aspergillus nidulans FGSC A4 is the source of this 1383-nucleotide messenger RNA. Its product is annotated as mandelate racemase/muconate lactonizing enzyme family protein. The coding region runs from base 28 to 1383 and encodes 451 amino acids. Gene Ontology annotation, biological process: carbohydrate catabolic process; amino acid catabolic process. Lineage: Eukaryota; Fungi; Ascomycota; Eurotiomycetes; Eurotiales; Aspergillaceae. The transcript has 4 exons. The record is from RefSeq and is a predicted model, not a curated record. Gene Ontology annotation, molecular function: L-fuconate dehydratase activity; catalytic activity.